GCAGAUUGUGGCGGCUUGCUGCGUGCAUCCUCUUGCUGGGUGCAUCCUCCUGCAACUUCCUGGCCCUCGAAGAGGUUCAACAUCCCUUGGAUCGAGGAGGAGAUCUUUUAUUUCUCCCCAUUCGGGUGGUCAUGGAGCCUCUCACUAGCUUUGUGAGUGCGGUCUUGCUGUGGCCACUGCGGUUCCAUUUCAGGGUCCAAGCCCUGCGAUUGGGCGCAGCCAAUGCACCCGGCAGAAGCGUCGACUUGCCGCAGGUCUUGCGUCAGGCCUCCCAGCAGAGCUGCCAGACCUUGCAGCAGCUCUUCCGGGCUGAUGCAAUGGCCUUUGGGCGCAUGAGCUGUCCUGAGACGGUGCUGAUUCGCAGUUCACAGGUGAGAGUGAGCAUUUUGCCCUCGCGCUUCGGGCGUCGGAAGGUGCUCCUAGCCACCGACACACUGGUAUCCCAGCUGUCGGAUUUAGAGCUGCGCUUCGUGCUGGGACGGGAGAUGGGUCGCAGCUGGUUGCGGCACACGGACUUUCUCCGGCCAUGGGUCUUGCAGCACUUCGUGCGUGAUGUCGUGCUGUUCCCUUUGAACGUCCUUGGCUACCGCCAGACAUCCACUUUGAGGGAACGACCGACAUCCCAAAGCUUCAAGAAAUGGAUGGUAUUGAGACGUUGGGUGGACGGUGUGGCAAAUGCCUGCGAUGCCUAUCGCGGCUUGAGGUCCGGCACCUGGCCGGGUCUUUCCGACCUGGACCUGGAGCAUUUCCGGUGUCCCGUCGCGCCGUCGUCCUACGGCCCGGUGGACGCUGCCGCGGCACUCUGCGCGCGGCUCCGCGCGCCCGGGGGCGUCUCGGCGCUGGGCACCGCGGCAGUGGGGUCGGUUGGACCCAAGCUGGCGGCGGUGGUGCUGAGUUUGUCACCGGAAGAGGAGAGGCAGCUGAUGCGCUUCACCAGACUGGGCACCUGGGCCUUGGGCCUUUGGUCAGCAAAGGCUAGGGCUGAGGUCUUCUCGGCGGAUCGUUUGGGAUUUCUGGCUGCCGAGGGCGAUCUGGACGCUGCCUUGAGGGCCAUGGUCCUAGCCGCACAGCGGCCAGGGGACGUGGCCACGGCCACCCUGCUGGGAAGCAGCGAGCUGGUGAAACAGGCCGAAUACUUGGCUUCGGUGCUUCCGGCCACUUACUGGUCCUUGUCCCCCUCGCUCUUCGCCCGGGUUGCCGAUCUGAGCUCCUGGGCGAGAUCGCCCACGGCCCGCGCCGCACUGCAGAUGUGA
Molecule: messenger RNA, 1253 nt
Organism: Cladocopium goreaui
Lineage: Eukaryota; Dinophyceae; Suessiales; Symbiodiniaceae
Source: the annotation of a GenBank genome assembly